Messenger RNA from Symsagittifera roscoffensis, 2663 nucleotides. Its product is annotated as transcription initiation factor TFIID subunit 5-like. The record is from RefSeq and is a predicted model, not a curated record. Gene Ontology annotation, cellular component: transcription factor TFIID complex. The coding region runs from base 94 to 2124 and encodes 676 amino acids. Gene Ontology annotation, molecular function: protein binding; RNA polymerase II general transcription initiation factor activity. NCBI's taxonomy places the organism in Eukaryota, Metazoa, Xenacoelomorpha, Acoela, Convolutidae. Gene Ontology annotation, biological process: transcription initiation at RNA polymerase II promoter. The transcript has 2 exons.
AUAGUUUCAGGGCGAAUGUUACAUUGACUCCAUUGUUUAGGCUAGCCAACUUGUCUACAGAAGUCAAAACCAUGCUUUUUGAAUGAUGUUUAAAUGGCUGAGAGAUAUACCGAGAGCCCAAACAAUAAUGCAACCGUCAAGCUUAAUGAUGUUCUGGCUUUUCUGGAAGCCAAUAAUUUGGAAUCACUCAGCCAUACAUUCAAAAAGAAUAUUCUUGAAAAAGAAGGUAAUUUGGGUCCAAUUUCAAGUUCGACGAGUGGAGGAAAUGGUUGGUGCUUUGAGGAGUACUCAUUUAUCAUUGAUCUCAUUCAAACAUCUCUGGACUCCAUGAAAGUGGAACUUGGCUCCCUUUUGUUUCCAUUAUUUUGUUACUUCUACAUAGAGAUGAUAAGGAAUGACAAUUUUGAGGGUGCCUCAGCUUUUUUCAAUAAAUUUCUGGAAAAUCAGUUCGCUUUCCACACCGCAGAUUGCAAGGAGUUGAGGUCUAUUAAAUCGAAAGAUCAAUUAAAAGAAAGCCCCUUAGCACGAGCAUUGAUGAGUGAAAAGUUUGCUGUUACUCUGUCCUCAGAAACGAACAGUUACUUGAUGAAACAGAUGAAUGACAACUCGGCUGUGAAUUUGAUGAAUAUGCUCAAGUCUAAAAUGAAUAUAAAUGUUUACAAUAGCAAAACAAGGAGCACUGAAGUAAUUGAAGCAUCGCUAGGAAGUCUUUGUGGUGACUCAACUCACAGUACUCAAGUCAUCAAAAUGUUUUAUGGUAUAAACAGAGAUAGAGAUCUUGAUCAAAAUGUUGCAGAGGCCGAUGAUAACGAGAAUGAGGCAGGUGAAUCAAAUGAAGUCGGUAAGAAGCCCAAGAAGAGAUUGAGAAAAGAAAUAGCAGGUACUCCCAAGAAGCCAAAAAGUACCCCGUUGGCACCGGCGCUAGACAGAGUUCCACUUCCUGAGCGCAAGGAAACCGACGGACUUGAAAGGCUCGCAGCUAUGCGAGAUGCUAGUAAAAGGAUCAAGUUAGGUAUUAACAAACCUUUCUGUGCUUAUUGCUAUACUUUGCACAACACUACAAAUACGUUGACUGAUCUUACCAUUAGUGAAGAUGCGACUUUACUUGCUGGCAGUUUUGAAUCUUCUCUCGUAAAAAUAUGGAGUUUAACUGACCAGCCUUUGAAGGAAAUGAAAAAGUAUCAAGAGUUAUCUCAAAUUGACCUUGAAGAAGAUGCAGCGUCUAUAACACUUGAUAGUCUUCUAGACGAUAAAACGGCAGCGGAAUCCAAAACGAUGUCAGGUCACCGUUCUGCAGUUUACGGAAACAGUUUUUCUCCUGACAAAUCUAGCCUGCUUACGGCAUCGGCUGAUUCCACUGUUAGAUUGUGGAGUUUGUACACGUACUCGAAUCUAGUCGUAUUUAAAGGUCAUAUAGGACCAGUUUGGGAUGUGAAGUUCUCAAGUUAUGGACAUUAUUUUGCGAGCGCUGGCGAUGAUAGUAGUGUCCGCCUUUGGACUCAAGAGCACAUUCAGCCUUUAAGAGUUUUCUGUGGACAUUUAAGUGCUGUUGAAUGUCUCUGCUACCAUCCGAACUCCAACUAUAUAUUUUCAGGCAGCGCUGAUCGAACUGUAAGAGUUUGGGAUGUGUUAACAGGAGAUUGUGUGCGAGUAUUAACUGGUCAUAAAUCGCCAAUUACUUGCAUAUGUGUUCACCCAACAACUGGUCGAUUUGUAGUUUCUGGAGACGAAGAUGGUCAGAUUUUAGUUCACGAUUUGAGUUUUUCAAACCAAAUUAUUGCUGAUUUGAAAUACUGCGAUUCUUCUGAAACUACUAAUGGUAAUUGUCCCAGGAGUGUUUUCUCGUUGGCCUUCGACCGGAAUGGUAAUGUGAUAGUAGCUGGAUACGCAAGUUGCAUGAUUAAAAUGUGGGAUGUGACUAAAUUAUUGGGACAAUUUCUGGACAGUGACGCUCCUGUCUUGCAAUCUAGUUUGAAUCAAAGUUCGCUUCCAGAUUCUUCCGCCUUUCAUAUGAAUACUUUUCAUACCAAAGCUACUCCUGUGAAAUGUCUUCACUUCACAAAGAAGAAUCUGCUUUUAGUUGGAGGAAAUUAUCAAAUUGGAUCCAUAAAUUUGAAUUCGUAAAAGUGAUUCAAACCGUUGUUUUGCUUAAAUUAUACUGAAAACUAAAUUAUACUAAAAUUUGGUCUAAAUAAUUUGUUACUAAAGGGUCUAUAAUUUAUUAUCUUCAAGCAGCUUUGAUUGUCCCUACUAUCUAAUUCUUCUUUGAAGUCUUCCAAACCACUUGGGAAUUAAGCGUCAUCGGUGACGGCCAAAUAAAUAAUAUAAUCAUCAAAGAGUUAUUCUCAAGUGGAGUUUUACCAAGUGUUUAAACUUCCCCUCUUCUAAUCUGGAGCAAAAUACUUUAACGGAUAAGCUUGACAGUGUUCUUUUUUUUGAAUUUUUGAUUGUUACUAAUGCAAUCAAUUUUCGGGAGAGGCACUCAAAUGUCACUGUUUUGGCUGAACUGAAAAUAUACGAAUCAACAAACUGAAAGCAAAGAACACAUUUUCUUCUGAAUUUAAAAAACUGUGUGAUACUAUUGAUCAUGAAAUUCUCCUGACCAAAUUAAAAAGUUAUGGUUGUAGACAUUAUUGUUGCAAUUUAUUUGAAAGUUAAAUGAA